Molecule: messenger RNA, 1311 nt
Organism: Phytophthora sojae
Lineage: Eukaryota; Oomycota; Peronosporomycetes; Peronosporales; Peronosporaceae
Exons: 1
Coding region: 1-1311 (436 amino acids)
Source: RefSeq, a predicted model, not a curated record
AUGCCCAGCACCCCGGCGCAGACGCUGGAAGACGGACUGGAUGUCAAUAUGGUCGCGUUUCAUUUUGACCUGGCGGUCGCCUCGGCACUCCCGCUCCCUGAUUUCGUGCGACUGCUUCGGGGCCAGACAGAGGCCGAUCCCCGUCCGAAUAAAGAUCUCUACGAGCUGCCCCUACCGCGCGACCCGGCGCUGCAUGAGGCUGCGCGUCGCUGGAACGAGGUCGUUCGUCAUGGCGUCGUACCCGAGUGGCUACCGUCACGCCCCGCCCGCCAGCCAUCCCGGCCGCGCAACCACAGCUCCAUUGACGAGCACCUCUCGCAAGUUUGGGCGCACAUCCGCAAGGGCCAGGCCGACGGUCGCUACCUGGUCGUCCGGGCGUCCCUGCUCGACCAGUGGCACGACAUCUUCCUCUCCCCCAUCGGCGUGGUGGCCAAGGAUGGCACCGACAUUCGGGUUAUCGACGAUUACUCAUUUCCUGAAGGCUCGUCAAUCAACGACUUUACCGAUCGUUCCCACCUCCCGGCUAUCAAGUACAAUCCGCCCGCUGACAUCGCUCGCCGCAUUGUCGAGUUACGACGGGAGUACCCGGACAUUCGGAUUCUACUAAUGCUCGGGGACGUCGCGGGCGCAUUCCGGCACGUGCCGGUCAGCGCCGAUCACGCGCACAUGUUUGCGUUUGUCCUGGGCGAGUACCUGGUGGUGGACCUCGCAUGUGGCUUCGGGUGGUGUGGAUCGCCCGCUUGGUACUUCCUACCGGGAACGCUUAUCAACGGCCUCUACGAAGAAUCGCCGUGCGCAACAACCGCAGUGUCACGACCACUGACAGGGCUGUUCUGGUGUGACGAUCACACGUGCAUCGAGCCGGAGGACGGCCUUCGAUGCUUCAAGGCUAACCUCGCACUACGACGAGCGAUGGCUACAGUUCUUGGGCCCAAAGCAAUCAACACCCGCAAGUUUAAGUGGAGUGAGCAAGGACGAGCGCUGGGCCUGCUGUGGGACACACGCGCCGGCACACUCACCAUCCCGGCAGAAAAGAUCUCGAAGGCACAGCAGCGAGUGCAGGCACUCCUCGACGGAGGCACAACGACAAAGACCAACCUGCUGCAGCUCCUGGGGUCGCUCCGCCACGUGGCGUCGUGCUGCCCACCGGCAAGGGCCUUUUACCAGCGCCUACAAACCGCCGCGAAUACAUCGCGCCGAUACGGGCGGCACCAGUUGUCGGCGGACGCCUUCCAAGAUUUGCACUGGUUUCGAUACAUUCUGCUCCGUCCCAGUCGCUUCAACGGUAUCCCGAUCUCCCAGUCGGGAUGA